This is a messenger RNA of Sardina pilchardus (European sardine), 1027 nucleotides long. RefSeq names its product translation machinery associated 7 homolog (gene tma7). The record is from RefSeq and is a predicted model, not a curated record. The transcript has 4 exons. Lineage: Eukaryota; Metazoa; Chordata; Actinopteri; Clupeiformes; Clupeidae. The coding region runs from base 129 to 323 and encodes 64 amino acids.
UUUGACGGGAUACCUACAUCCGGUGAAGGGGUCCUCAUAGCGCGGCGCGGUGUGUGCACGGACAAGAAAAAAGAAGUCGCGGUUAAGUUGGGACGCCGUUAGCUGGUGAACAAUCUAAUAUUUUCAACAUGUCUGGAAGAGAAGGAGGAAAAAAGAAGCCUCUGAAGGCACCCAAGAAAAAUGCGAAGGAGAUGGAUGAUGAUGACAUGGCCUUCAAGCAGAAACAGAAGGACGACCAGAAGGCUAUGGAAGCCUUGAAGGCCAAGGCUUCAGGAAAAGGACCUUUAACUGGUGGAGGAAUCAAGAAGUCUGGGAAGAAAUGAAGCACUGUAUAGACCUCGUUAAAAAACCUGGGGAAUACCUCAGAGUAAUUUCCCACUUUUUAUUUGGGUCCAGAUUUGGAAUAUUUUUAAUACACAUAACAGGAUGACUUCAUGUCUCUUGUGAAGAGAAAUUAAAAAUAAAUUUCUUGGCAUCUAGCAAAACUUCACAUUUGUAAAGUAGUGUGACUGAUUGAACAAAACGUUGUUUAUUAAUAGCAUGGGUCUAGCACUGUACUUGCACUACAUGUAACAGCAGUGGACCACUGAGAUGUAUAGGCAUCUAAUGGGCAUCCUGGUGCCCCAGCUUGGCCAUUUUAAGCCUUAGCAUCUGAAUCUCCAAGCUCAGCUUCUCGCGCUCAAGCAGAAGGUUUCCCUUCUUUAUCUCCUGUAGGUCCUCUCUCCACCCUGGGAAGUCCAACAGUUUGGUCUCGUCAACAGCUUUUUGUUCCCCGGUACCUGGAAAAAAUACCCAAGAGCUACGCUUUAUUUUUAUGUUAUCCAAAUGCCCAAAUCUCGAAAAAGAAUUCACUCCCAUUAUUACUUAAUCUUGAUGCCUGUGUACUGAAAUUCAUUGUAUAGAUGUGCAUUUUGUUGUUGCUGGUGUGUGUGUGUGUGUGAUUUUUUGUUGAAUGUCUGAGGGUAUGGGAGUAAAAUGGACUUGGUGAAGGGGAAUGUCUGAGAAUAAACUACAGUCAUGCUGCUUA